Pan troglodytes (chimpanzee) is the source of this 554-nucleotide messenger RNA. RefSeq names its product agouti related neuropeptide (gene AGRP). Gene Ontology annotation, molecular function: neuropeptide hormone activity; type 1 melanocortin receptor binding. The coding region runs from base 91 to 489 and encodes 132 amino acids. The transcript is spliced from 3 exons. The record is from RefSeq and is a predicted model, not a curated record. Gene Ontology annotation, biological process: positive regulation of feeding behavior; adult feeding behavior; neuropeptide signaling pathway. NCBI's taxonomy places the organism in Eukaryota, Metazoa, Chordata, Mammalia, Primates, Hominidae. Gene Ontology annotation, cellular component: extracellular region.
UCCUCUCUGUGGGGUCUCUAUCUGGGCACCUAGAGGGGACUCCAAGGAUGAGGAGGGACUAAGUGGUACAUCUUCCUGCUGAGCCAGGCCAUGCUGACCGCAGCGGUGCUGAGCUGUGCCCUGCUGCUGGCACUGCCUGCCACGCGAGGAGCCCAGAUGGGCUUGGCCCCCAUGGAGGGCAUCAGAAGGCCUGACCAGGCCCUGCUCCCAGAGCUCCCAGGCCUGGGCCUGCGGGCCCCACUGAAGAAGACAACUGCAGAACAGGCAGAAGAGGAUCUGUUGCAGGAGGCUCAGGCCUUGGCAGAGGUACUAGACCUGCAGGACCGCGAGCCCCGCUCCUCACGUCGCUGCGUAAGGCUGCAUGAGUCCUGCCUGGGACAGCAGGUGCCUUGCUGUGACCCAUGUGCCACGUGCUACUGCCGCUUCUUCAAUGCCUUCUGCUACUGCCGCAAGCUGGGUACUGCCAUGAACCCCUGCAGCCGCACCUAGCUGGCCAACGUCAGGGUCGGGGCUAGGGUAGGGGCAAGGAAACUCGAAUAAAGGAUGGGACCAAC